AUGUACCAGGAAAUCAAGCCCAUGCCGGAUGUAUCAGAAGCAUAUGGAUUCAGAUCACAGAAAAAACUCUCAGAGAACAUAGAGUGGUCUUAUGCGGGAACUCUAAACCAAAAUAACUGGGCAAAGAAAUACCCAUCAUGCAACAAUGCCAAACAAUCACCAAUAAACAUUGAGGAGAGCCUGACACAGGUCAAAAUUCAAUUCCAGAAGCUGAGAUUAGAGGGAUGGGCGGAAAAGACAUCAGACUCCACUACAGUAAAGAAUGAUGGGAAAACAGUGGCCAUUGAUGUGGGAGGAGAUUUUUUUGUGAGUGGAGUGGGACUCAGGUCCAAGUUUAAGGUGGGACGCAUCACUUUCCACUGGGGCCUGUGCAAUGCCUCCUCUGAUGGGUCGGAGCAUGGCCUCAACGAUGAAAAAUUCCCCCUGGAGAUGCAGAUAUACUGUUAUGAGGCAGAUGCUUUCAGUGGCCUCGAUGAGGCCCUCAGCGCAGCAGGAAAGAUCACAGCGUUGGCCGUGCUGUUUGAGAUAAGUACUGAGGAUAAUGAAAACUACAUGGCCAUCAUUGACGCAGUCAACAGUGUCAGCCGUUAUGGAAAGAGCGGCCCUGUCUCUCCGUUCACCCUGCAAGGUCUCCUGCCCAAAUCCACAGAGAAGUACUUCAUCUAUAACGGCUCUCUGACCACCCCUCCCUGCUCUGAGACCGUGGAGUGGAUCGUCUUUAAAAACACGGUGACCAUCUCAGAUGUUCAGCUGGAGAUGUUCUGUGAGGUGAUGACCAUGCAGCAGGCUGGAUAUGUCAUGUUAAUGGACUACCUGCAGAAUAACUACAGAGAGCAGCAGGAACAAUUUAUGGGACAAGUCUUCUCAUCCUACACUGGCAUCGAGGAGGUCCAUACUCCUAUUUGUAGUUCUGAGCCAGAGAAUGUGCAAGCCAACCCUAAUAAUCACACCAGUAUGCUUGUGAUCUGGGAGAGACCGCGGGCCGUUUAUGACUCGAGCAUAGAGAGAUACUCAGUCACUUACCGGCCAGCCCAGGGCGAUGAUGAAUCGGCCUUAGAGUACUUGACUGAUGGAGACCAGGAUGUGGGGGCGAUCAUUCAGGACUUGGUGGCCAACACUAGUUACAUGGUGCAGGUAGUUGCUGUGUGCACCAACGGUCUGUAUGGCAGAGUGAGUGACCAGCUGACAGUGGACAUGCCCCUGGAUGAUGCUGAAACAGACAAUGACUCCGACUCGUUUGAAUAUGAUGAAGAGGAAGACCAUCACAUCAGUCCGUUUUUGAUCAGACCUGGCACAAAUAAGGUUCCAUAUCCCUUCCAAACCACCACAACCAGCCCAAGAGUUACUAAAACAGAGCGCCCGGUCCAUCCAGUCAUUAAGACGACACCAAGGACUCAUGAAAGAAGACUCUCAGUAGAAGACUCCCAGAAGACUCAUGAUCAUUAUUUUUCAGCAGUAUACACAGAUGAACCUACUCUGAAAUACACAGACAAACCUACCAUCCCGGCAACCAUAGCCACCAGUUUUGUUGUGGAUAUACAUACCACUAGACCAGAUGGUUCUAGCAUUGUAGCAGGUGUAUCCUCAGAGUCUGAUGGCCAAAGCAAUACCUUCACAGAUUCUCCAACAAGCAUCACCCCUGAAACAAGCAUCACCCCUAAAACAAGCGCCACCCCUGAAACAAGCAUCUCCCCUGAAACAAGCGUCACCCCUGAAACAAGCGUCACCCCUGAAACAAGCAUCUCACCUGAAACAAGCGUCACCCCUGAAACAAGCAUCUCACCUGAAACAAGCGUCACCCCUGAAACAAGCGUCUCCCUUGAAACAAGCGUCACCCCUGAAACAAGCGUCUCCCUUGAAACAAGCGACUCCCCUGAAACAAGCGUCACCCCUGAAACAAGUGUCACCCCUGAAACAAGCAGAACCCUUGAAAAAAGCAUAACCCUUAAAACAUUUGUAACAUCACCUUCGAUAUACAUUUCGGAGGUUGAGGAAGUGACUCAAACUGUAACCGACUCACACAGCUAUGGGGAGAGUUCAGUGACUGUAGCACCAUUGCCUGAAAUCCCAAUGGAAUCAACUUCCUCUACCUUCCCCCCAGAGGUCCCUCUGUGGCCUACAACUGCUAGCUUGCCUUUUCCAACCACUGACGCUUUCAGUACUGUUCUGUCGCAGACCACCCAGCCAGUGUUUAAUGGUGAGAGUGCUUCGUAUGCCCCCUCUGUAUCUGACACUUUGUCCUACGUGCAUGCAAGUCCUGUGUCCCCCCAUUCCUUAAGCAGUGUGUUGUCUGAGCCCAUCCCUGACUGGGACAUCCCAUACACUGUUUCCAAGCUGGUGUAUGGUGGUGCACAGUCUAUCACCCCUUCCCCUUCCUACCCUACCCUAUUCCUCACCGGCUCUGAGGCUUAUUUAGACAUGGAGUCUGUCUCUAGUGGUGGUUGUAUUGAUGAUGAUGGUGAUGAUGAUAUUUUGUCUGGGUCCAUCUCGGCUGACCCCCAGUGUAGAAGUACUCUUCCCCUUCAAACGUUACCAGAAGUGACUGCUUCUGUGGUCUCCAUGCAGCCAAGCUCUGAACAUGACCUCUCUGAUUCCCCUAGUAUUGUCUCCAUGCUGAGCUCUUUUGCACAUCUCCAGCCUUCAGUUCCUGUCUCUAACGACUACUCUUUGACGACGACAACCCUUGACUCUGACUCUUCUCUCUCAGGUAGCGUUGGGGACUCUAGACUGCUGACGGAGUGGGUAGAUUCUUCUAUAGUAGCUCCUACCUUUAGUCAAGACAAUGGUGCAUCUACUGAAAUCUCUCUGCAUGCCUCUUCUAACUUCCUGCUGCCCUCCUCUACUUUGGGACUGUCCCCGUGUAGUGGUCUCUUGGGUGACCCAUCUAGUCCUGUAGAACACCAUUCGUUUCUGUCCACCUCCAGCGCAGGUACUCUUCUGUGCAGCGAAGCAGAUUUGGACCUCCGCAACGAGGCUCUUUUGUCAUCUCUUCCCAUUUUCACCAUGCCUUCUAGUGACCUCAGCAUUUCUGUUUCAGCCACCAACAGCAGCGUUGCACAAAGUGCAACUGGACAGUCCCAGGGAGCACCUGCUCCCGUAAGGUCUCCUAUUGCGCCAACCUCUACUGCAGAAUUCAUAUUCAAACCUACUCCUGUGGUGCCCCCAACUAUUGCGCCAACCUCUGCCCCAGAAUCCAUCUCUGUGGUUGCUCCUGUGGUGCCCCCAACCGUUGCACUUUCCUCUGCUCCAGAGUCCAGUUCCAUGCCUACACACUCUGCAGAUGGACAUCUGGAGAACAGUGCCUCGGGCUGGGCUCUUGACUUAGAUUUGGGCCAGAGCUCAGCAUCAGGAGAUGAAAGUAUUGUCCCAUAUAUCACCACUGCCACUCCUACAGAGGUACCUCCUGAAGAGAAGGAUGAUGGGAACGAGGAACACUCUUCCUCCUUCUACUUUGAAGGUGAGAAUGGGAAAGAUAGUGAAUCUACCGAGUUCAGAGUCACCCUGCGCCCUAGCCCGUCCUGGACUCUAAGAGGAAGUGGGGAAGAGGAGAGCGGAUCAGGAGAAAACCUCACAGAUAAUGAGACAUCUUCAGACUUCAGUAUUCCAGAGCGCACUGAGAGGGAUUCAGAGGAGGAACCAGUGGAAGAUGCUGGUAACAGCAGUCAUGAGUCGCGGGUGGGCCUGGCAAGCAGCAUUGAGCGCCAGAAGAAGGCUGUGAUUCCUCUGGCUGUGGUCUCCACCCUCACCUUCCUGGGUCUCAUCGUUUUGAUUGGCAUUUUUAUCUACUGGAGGAAAUGUUUUCAGACUGCUCAUUUCUACAUUGAAGACAGCACAUCACCCAGGGUUAUAUCCUCCUCGCCAAUGCUGAGCCCUACAGGUGAACACGAUCCCCAGUCAGUAAAGCAAUUUGUGAAGCAUGUGGCUGAGCUUCACAACACCAACUCAUUUUCUAGAGAGUUUGAGAUAUUGAAAGAGUAUUUUGAGGAAGUUCAGACGUGCACCGUGGACCUCGGAACAACAACGGACUGUUCCAGCCAUCCAGACAAUAAGAACAAGAACCGAUACGUCAACAUUUUAGCCUAUGACCACAGCAGAGUGCGACUCGCACCCCUAAAUGACAAAGAUGGGAGAAGUGGAGGGGACUAUAUAAAUGCCAACUAUGUGGAUGGUUUUAACAAACAGAAAGCCUACAUUGCAGCACAAGGGCCCUUAAAGUCCAGCACAGUGGAUUUCUGGCGGAUGGUGUGGGAGCAGAAUGUGGGAGUGAUUGUUAUGAUCACAAACAUCAUGGAGAAAGGAAGGAGGAAGUGUGACCAGUACUGGCCUCUGGAGAACCAGGAAGACUAUGGAUGUUUUUUGGUUACUGUUAAGAGCACAAAAGUCCUCGCGCACUACACCCAGAGAACCUUCACCAUCAGAAAUACCAGCAUAAAGAAGGAUUCUCAGAGAGGUCGUAGUAACGAGAGGACAGUAAUACAGUACCACUACACACAGUGGCCAGACAUGGGUGUACCUGAGUACGUCCUGCCUGUGCUUUCAUUCGUCUACAAGUCCGCUAGAGCUCAAACAGACCACAUGGGGCCAAUGAUUGUACACUGCAGUGCUGGAGUGGGCCGAACAGGGACCUACAUAGUGUUGGACAGCAUGUUAAAACAGAUUAAAGGGCAGGGGACAGUCAACAUUAUGGGCUUCCUCAAACACAUUCGUACACAACGGAACUAUCUAGUUCAAACAGAGGAGCAAUACAUCUUUACCCAUGAUGCUCUAGUAGAGGCCAUUUUGAGUCAAGAGACAGAGGUGCCAUCAAGCCAUAUUCAUCAGUAUGUUAACAACCUCCUAACCCCAGGGGCCUCAUGUAAGACACAGCUGGAAAAGCAGUUUAAAUUGGUGUGCCAGUCGAAUGCCAAACAGAAUGAUUACAGCAGUGCCCUGAAUGACUGCAACAGAACAAAGAACAGGAGCUGCUCUCUGAUUCCUGUGGAGAAAUCCAGAGUGUGUUUGUCCACAUCAGCAGGAGAGACGUCUGACUAUAUCAAUGCCUCAUACGUCAUGGGCUAUCGGCAGAGCAAAGAGUUCAUCAUUACCCAGAAUCCUUUGCCCAGCACAGUGAAGGACUUGUGGAGGAUGGUGUGGGAUCACAACGCCCAGGUUAUUGUUUCAUUGUCGGACACGAGUAGCACGACAGAAGACAGCGAGCCAAUCAUAUUCUGGCCUGUGAGAGAUCAGCCAAUCAGCUAUGAGACGUUCUCUUUAUCGUUACGAGGGGAGGGCCACGUGUGCCUGUCCAAUGAAGACAUGUUGAUAGUGCAGGAUUACAUUCUAGAGGCCACACAGGAUGAUUUUGUUUUAGAAGUGAAGCAUUACCGGGCUCCACGCUGGCCAAACCCAGACAGUCCCAUCAGUAAUGUCUUUGAGCUGAUCAACAUCGUCCAAAAAGAGUCCGGCUCCAAAGAUGGACCCAUGGUCGUACAUGACGAGCGUGGUGGUGUGACGGCUGGAUCGUUCUGUGCGCUGUUCACUCUACUGCAACAGCUUGAGGCAGAGAGCGCGCUGAACGUCUACAUGUUGGCCAAGAUGAUCAACCUCAUGAGGCCUGGAGUCUUCACUGACAUUGAUCAGUAUCAGUUCCUCUACAAAGCCAUCCUGAGUUUGGUCAGCACCCAAGAAGACGAGCGAGCGUUUCAGUCUUCAGACAACAACGGCACGGUCCCAGGAGGCGUCUCGAGUGCGGCCGAGAGUCUGGAAUCUUUGGUGUAACCAUAGUGACGAGCCGGCACAGGAAAAAGACUUGUUUUUCUAUCAAAGAAUGCUCUUGUUUUCCCCCAGUCCAUCUCUGGACUGAUAGCGCUCUGCUGGAUGCAGCGCUGUCAUUAAAUGUGUGCCUUUGUACACUCCACGUUUUUAUUCAUGGUUUCUCUCUUAAAUCGCCACCUUGUGCUAAUGUCUUACGUACUAAUGUCUUCUCAUAGAGUCAUAUUUAUUUGCUUAAAAGCUUGUUUAAAAGGGAAAACUCCAUUUUUAUUUUAAUAAGAUUGUUUUUUAUUAGUCUAUUUUUUGAAGUAGAAUUUCAGCCAGUUUUUUCAUUCAAAUAUACAAAGAAAGUGGCAAAAUCAGUCAUGGAUAAAGGGCAGGAAAUAAUAUUCUAAUGUGUAAAUAAUAUUACAGCAACCACGUCGAUGGACCAAAUUUCUAUUUAUGUCUAGAAUUUUAUAUUUGAGGCAGUAGUGCUUUACAAGACAUGGCUGCGUUUGAAUAAUUUAGUCACAUUUGAAAUGAUGUUUUAAUAUUUCUGAUGCCUCUGUUUUGUUAUUGAUGUAAGAUGAUGCAUUACAUACUGACACUGUUUAGCUGUACAAGAUGUUUUUGUCUGUUCGUAGAAUUAAACCAAACAAGAAAGCACACAAGGAGACUGGUCUGUUUAUGCUGGGAUAUUUCAUGUGCUUAGACUUUAUAAUUCUUGUUUUUUGACAAUAUAUUUAAAAGGAAUAGUUUGUUUAAUAAUGUUAAUAUACCACAAAAAUAUUUUCCACAUUAACCCUAAUCCCUUCUUUAAAAGGAAAAAAAUAAAUCAGCAAGGCACUUACAAUAACAAAAAAAAAAUGAAUGAGGUCAAUUUGCAAACGUUAAAAUUGUCACCGUUUCAAUAAUGUAGACACAAAACAAACAAUAUGCAUACUAACAUGCUUCAUGUUAAAAUCACUCACUGACCUUCUCUGUGUAUUUAAUAUUUUUGUAA
Molecule: messenger RNA, 6736 nt
Organism: Sinocyclocheilus anshuiensis
Lineage: Eukaryota; Metazoa; Chordata; Actinopteri; Cypriniformes; Cyprinidae
Product: receptor-type tyrosine-protein phosphatase zeta-like
Exons: 30
Coding region: 1-5757 (1918 amino acids)
Biological process (GO): peptidyl-tyrosine dephosphorylation
Molecular function (GO): protein tyrosine phosphatase activity; protein binding
Source: RefSeq, a predicted model, not a curated record